AUGUCUAAUGUGCAAUUAAGCGAGGGCGUUAUUCGUUCCAUUUUCACGAAUGUCGAGAAAUACCACAAUCCAACAGGUGGAAUCUUUCAGUGCCAUAGAACACGGAAAAAUGAUCCUUCUGUUCAGCCUAACAGGAAAAAUCUGAUUGUGAUUUCGGAUGGUGUGGUAAGAGUGAAGGCCUUGCUGAGAAAUGAAGCAGUUCGUAAGGCACGCGAAAUGGAAUUGAACGUGGGAGACACAUUCCAAAUGACGCGUGGAGAGCCUGCUAUCGUGAAAGAAAAGAAGAAGUACGUAGUGCUCAUUGAUGACAUUGAGAUUUUAGAGCGUGGUGCCGAACUUGUUAAUCCGGGGUCUGAUCUUAUCGACACUUAUCUCAGUGCUCAUCCUGGAGAAGUGGUGUCGUUAGACGAGCCUGUCCAACAAGGAGCUCCAACUGCGAUACCUCAGCCACCCCAACAGCCACCCCAACAGCCACCUCAACAGUAUCAGAAUACCCCACAAUAUGCCCCCCAGCAGAACCAGUAUGGCGGUGGAAAAAAUGGCACCAUACAACCCACUUCGUCACAGAAAAGUAGGCCCAUCUUUGCCAUCGAACAGCUUUCUCCUUACCAAAAUAUGUGGACUAUCAAAGCGAGAGUGUCAUUCAAAGGUGACAUCAAGACUUGGAGUAAUCAGAAGGGUGAAGGAAAACUGUUUAACGUUAAUCUGCUGGAUACUUCAGGCGAAAUUAGAGCAACAGCAUUCAACGACAACGCUGUGAAGUACUACGAGCUUCUACAAGAGGGUAGGGUGUACUACGUUUCCAAGGCGCGUAUUCAGCCUUCAAAGCCCCAAUUUUCCAACCUGUCACAUCCUUAUGAACUGCAACUAGACCGCGACACAGUAAUUGAAGAAUGUUACGAUGAAGUUGAUGUUCCCAAAAUGAAUUUCAGUCUUGUAAAAGUGAACGCUGUGGAGACAAUGGAAGCUAGUUCAACUAUCGACGUACUGGGGAUUAUUCAAACUGUUAAUCCACCUUUUGAAAUAACAUCGAAAGCCGGAAAAAGGUUCGAUCGUCGUGAUAUUAUUCUCGUGGAUGAUACAAAUUAUUCAGUGAAUGUAGGAUUAUGGGGGAAGCAAGCUCUUGAUUUCAAUUUACCCGAGGGCUCGGUUAUCGCCAUUAAGGGCGGGCGUAUCACCGAUUUCAACGGGAAAGGCUUGUCCAUUGGGUUCAACAGCACGCUGCACCCUAACCCAGAGAUACCUGAAGCUUAUGCGCUAAAAGGGUGGUUUGAUUCCACUGGACGCAGUCAACAGUUCCAUUCGUUGAAGCAAGAACCUGCUGCAGGUGGUGGCAACAAAGCCAAGUUUAUUGCAGAACGCAUAACUAUUGCUAAAGCUCAAGCCGAGAACCUUGGAAUGAGUGAAAAAGGUGAUUACUUCAACAUUAGAGCCGCGGUAAAUUUUUUGAAGGUUGACAAUUUUGCCUAUCCUGCUUGUGCAAACGAAGGGUGUAACAAAAAGGUCAUCCAAAACUCUGAUGGCUCCUGGAGAUGCGAGAAAUGCGAUGCUGACCACGAAAAACCACAGUGGCGGUAUAUGCUGACAGUAUCUGUACUUGAUGAAACAGGGCAACUAUGGAUGACAUUGUUCAACGAGCAAGCGGAGCUUUUGAUGGGUACAGAUGCCAGCACUUUGAUCGAUUUGAAAGACAAUGAUGCCGACGAGUUCACGAGGGCCACUCAGAAGAUACAGAUGUAUCAGUACGACUUCAGGAUACGGGCUAGAGAAGAUCACUACAACGAUCAAACGCGCAUACGGUAUUCAGCUGCAAACGUCCACUCUUUGAGUUACAAAGCUGAGGCCGAUUUUCUGGCCGAAGAACUAGGAAAAGUGUUUUUGAGCUAG
Messenger RNA from Lachancea lanzarotensis, 1887 nucleotides. It is a transcript of the gene RFA1, whose product is annotated as LALA0S04e00716g1_1. The transcript has a single exon. Gene Ontology annotation, biological process: DNA repair; DNA replication; DNA recombination. Lineage: Eukaryota; Fungi; Ascomycota; Saccharomycetes; Saccharomycetales; Saccharomycetaceae. Bases 1 to 1887 code for a protein of 628 amino acids. Gene Ontology annotation, cellular component: nucleus. Gene Ontology annotation, molecular function: DNA binding. The record is from RefSeq and is a predicted model, not a curated record.